CCAGUGACCCAGUGCCGGACAGAGGGCAGCACGCGGGGCCUGGCUGCCGUGCCGCGCCUGGCCCUGGACGUCAUGGGCUGCGAGGUGCUGCGUGUCCUGCAGCUCACUGACACCGCCCUCGUCCCCAUCAGCUACCUGGUGCCACGCAAGUCCAUCCAAGACUUCCAUGAGGAUCUGUUCCCCGACUGUGCCGGGAUGUUGCCAGCCACUGGUGCCCAGGCUUGGUGGGCAGGGGACAGCCAGCAGGUGGGGAGGGUGAGCCUGCACCCCAUGCGGAGAUCCACAGAGUCCUUCAGCUCCCCUGUCAUCGCCUGCACCCAGCUACAGGCAGCCGACACCAGCUCUACCGAUGCCAACGCCGACCGGAGCGAGGGCAGUGGCUGCGCAGGGAUGGCCACGCACCCCUCACCCUUACCAGGUCACACGGAGAAGAUCUACUCCAUCCGCUUCCAUCCCGUGGCAUCCGAUCUCCUGGUUUCCUCCUCCUACGACAUGAUGGUGCGGAUCUGGGAGCUCAAAGCUGGGCGGGAAGUUUUGUGCCUGCGGGGACACACUGAUCAGAUCUUCAGCCUGGCCUGGAGCCCCGAUGGGAAGAAGCUGGCGACGGUGAGCAAAGACAGCCGGAUACGGCUCUACGAGCCCCGGCGCAGCCCUCAGCCCCAACAGGAAGGUCCGGGUCCCGAGGGGGGCCGUGGAGCACGCCUGGUUUGGGUUUGUGGUGGUGACUAUCUCCUGGUGUCUGGUUUCGAUAGCCGCAGCGAGAGAAGGAUCCUCCUGUACCGGGCACAGGCUCUGCCUGAGGGACCCUUGUCUGUCCUUGGCCUUGACGUGGCCCCUUCCACGCUCCUGCCCUUCUAUGAUGAGGAUACCAGUGUUGUCUUCCUCACUGGCAAGGGCGACACCAGAGUCUUCCUCUACGAGGUGACACCCGCGCCCCCCUAUUUCCUCGAGUGCAACAGCUUCACCUCCAACGAACCCCACAAGGGCUUCGUCUUCCUGCCCAAAACGGCAUGCGAGGUGCGGGAGGUGGAGUUCGCCCGGGCCCUGCGCCUGGGGCAAAGCACCCUCGAGCCGGUGGCUUUCCACGUGCCUCGCGUCAAGAAGGAGUAUUUCCAGGACGAUAUCUACCCGCCGACCCGCGUGAGGUGGGACACGGCCCCCAGCGCCAAGUACCUGGCGCAGAUCAUCCUGGUGGGGGCCCAGGUGGUCGGACGGGCCUUCAUGCGGGCGCUGCGCCAGGAGUUUGCAGCGAGCCGAGCAGCGGCAGACGCGCGAGGGCGCUCAGAGAGGCCCCAGUCCGCUGCUGCUUCCAGGAUCAUCGGCAUCAGCCUCCAGGAAGCUCAGCAGAUCCUCAACGUCUCGAACCUCAACCCGGAGGAGAUCCAGAAGAACUACGACCACUUGUUCAAGGUGAACGACAAGUCGGUGGGAGGCUCCUUCUACCUGCAGUCCAAGGUGGUGAGAGCCAAGGAGCGGCUGGACGAGGAGCUCCGCAUCCAGGCCAAGGACGAGAAGGAGAAGGGGUGGAAAGCCGAGACGUGACUCCUGCCGUUCCCACACCCCUCACCCUUAACUUAUAGGUAGCCAAUAAAUACCAUGUCCUCCA
This is a messenger RNA of Egretta garzetta (little egret), 1606 nucleotides long. Its product is annotated as coronin-7. Gene Ontology annotation, molecular function: protein binding. NCBI's taxonomy places the organism in Eukaryota, Metazoa, Chordata, Aves, Pelecaniformes, Ardeidae. The annotation marks the transcript as partial. The record is from RefSeq and is a predicted model, not a curated record. The transcript has 15 exons.